Molecule: messenger RNA, 1449 nt
Organism: Theileria equi strain WA
Lineage: Eukaryota; Apicomplexa; Aconoidasida; Piroplasmida; Theileriidae
Product: Papain cysteine protease family protein
Exons: 1
Coding region: 1-1449 (482 amino acids)
Cellular component (GO): lysosome
Molecular function (GO): cysteine-type endopeptidase activity
Source: RefSeq, a predicted model, not a curated record
AUGUCAGAUCGAAAGGAUAGUGUAGAAACUGUACAUGAUAACAACGGAGAUAGAGUAUGCACAAAAAAGGUCAUUUUGAUUGGUGCGGUUAUUGCCAUCCUCUUGGUUAUCGUAAUCACAGUCCCAAUUGUGGUUUCAUUAAAUAGGUCUGAUCCUGCUACUAUAAAGCUAGAACUCAUACAAAGGCGAAUUAAAAUGAGAGAGGAAAUUCUGCGAAAGCAACCUAAAACACAAACUGAAUUUUAUGAACAGGCUCAGGCUUUGAAGAAGAUUCGAGAAGAGGAAUUGAAACCCAUUAUGGAUAUUGCAGACAAACUCAAGGAAGAGCUCAAACACGUCAAAACUGACUUUUUGGAUGGUGACUCAGACGAAUGUAUUGCUCUAACUGGUUCUAAAUCUUGCAUGAAAGGCACGGAAGUCAAGUACAUCACUUACUCUGAGCUCUUUUACAUCGCUGAACUUCUGGAACCAAUCGAGGACAAGGUAAAUCCAAAGUUUGAAGUACAGGUAUUCAUAAGGUUCAAACAAUAUUGUGACAAGUAUGGCAUCAACUGGGAGGACGAGGGAACAUUUAUAAAGUAUUUCUUUCUCUUCCGUAGGGAUGUCAUCAAGAUGGAAAAACAUAACAGGGACCCCUCUAAAAAGUACAAGAAAGGUUACCAUACCAGAUUAGCGGAAGACGUAAUAGUAACUGAUGAAGAGAUGAAGAAGGUAGACUAUGACGGUCUUGAUCUAUCAAAAUAUGGAGAAUUCAAACACACUCCCUUCUUCUUUGAGACGGAUGAAGCGAAAAAGGAUAAAAAGAGACAAACUAUAGAUUGGAGAGAAGGCGGAUACGUAUCAAUAAUAGAUAAUAAUAAAAAGACGAGCUUCAAAACUGGUUUUGCAUUAGUGGCUGUUGCCAUGUACAACACUUUUGUAACUAUUAGGGCCAGGAAAAGGUGGACCUUUAGUGCACAGCAACUUUUGGAUUGUAUUACUGAGUUCGAUGACAACAGAGCAGAUUUGGGAAAGGCCCUCGAGUACUUUAAAACAAAACCAAUCUGCUUUGAAACAAGGUAUCCCUUUACUGGAAAAAAAGAGUCAUGCAAGCAUGAAAACUGUAUGGGCUACAAACCCGUUAAGAAUAUUGUAAAGAUUGAUGCGGGAAAAGCUGAAGGACACCUCAAAAAGCAUGGACCAUUUUUAACCCUUUUCAAUGCACCAGAAGAUCUUCGUGUCAACUACACAGGCGGUAUUUAUGAUAAACAAGUAGGCACCGGUGACAAAUCCAUGGCAAUGGUAGUCGGUUCCGGUCAAGACGAAAGUGGAAAGAAAUACUGGAUAGCUCAACCAGCUUGGAAGACAAGUUCUAGUUGGGGUGAAGAUGGCUACUUUAGGAUCUCAGAAGAUAUAGCAAAGGGCUCAAAGGGGAUCUUUGAAAAUGCAUACGGGUUAUCCAAUGAGUAG